AUGGAGGAAGCACAAGGCUAUGCAGGAGGUAUUUGGAUUGGAUGGAAUAGAAGUGACAUCAAUAUAACGGUUUUGGAAUCCAACAACCAAUAUAUUCACACAAAAAUUGAAACCAACAGUAGGGACUCUUGGUUCUUAACUACGGUGUAUGGAACUUCCCAACCUCCUGUAAGAAGACUCCUAUGGCCUAUUCUCGAGAGAAUAGCUAACAACAUGAUAUUACCUUGGCUCUUGACUGGAGAUUUCAACAAAAUCAAGGAAGAUUCAGAAAAGAAAGGAGGGAGCCCCAUUGACCAAAAAGCCUACAAAUCCUUUAAUUCCUGGAUAAAUAGAUGUGGAUUAAUAGAUCUAGAGUUUGUUGGGUCCAGAUUCACGUGGAGAGGUCCCAUUUGGAAUGGAUUUGAUAGAGUUUUCAAAAGGCUUGAUAGAGCUCUCUCAAAUCCACCAUGGAGAACUAAAUUUCAUGAAGCUUUGGUUAAGAUCCUACCAAGAACAAACUUUGACUAUUACCCACUCUCAAUAACUAAUGAAGGGAAUCCCUCUAACAAAGACAGAAGGCCUUUUAGAUUUGAAAUGAUGUGGACUAUGCAGCUAGACUUCAAACCCUUAGUGGAGCAUAAUUGGAAAGCAGAAAAAAGGCUACCGAAGAACCUCAACAAUCUUAAAGAAAAGCUUGUCAAUUGA
Molecule: messenger RNA, 684 nt
Organism: Arachis duranensis
Lineage: Eukaryota; Viridiplantae; Streptophyta; Magnoliopsida; Fabales; Fabaceae
Exons: 1
Coding region: 1-684 (227 amino acids)
Molecular function (GO): catalytic activity
Source: RefSeq, a predicted model, not a curated record